AUGGUAUUCAAGAAGGGCGAUAAGUCAGAUCCACUGAACUACAGGGGAAUCGCGCUAGUCAAUCUUAUCACGAAAAUCUUUACUUACAUGAUCAAAAAUAGAUUAGAAAUCUGGAUUGAAAGCAAUAAAAUCCUACCAGGUGCCCAGUUUGGUUUCAGAGCUGGACGUGGGUGCACCGAGGCGAUUUUUACUCUGCUCACUGCAGUUCAAUUACAGUUGCGUCUGCCAAGGCGCGAGGUUUUCGCGAUAUUUGUGGACUUCCGUCGCGCCUUCGACUCGGUGCCCCACGAAAACCUCUGGAACAAGUUGAACAACCUAGGCAUAAGCUCUAAAUUAAUAAGAGUAAUUAAAUCGCUCUAUGACACUGCCAAUGUACAGGUUAAAUGCAACAGUCAGCUCUCUGAUAAAUUUGACGUGACUGAGGGGGUGUUACAGGGCGAGACUCUGAGUGCUCUCCUGUUCAUUCUACGUCCUAAUGCUUUUGACACAGCGAUUCUUGUUGAUUCUCAUAUUAAUUUACACAGAGCACUCAGAGCUCCAGCUGACUACUGCGAUCUGAAUGGCCUUGAGGUAAAUAUAUCCAAAAUUAAAAUUAUGCCCUUCAAAAGAAUUCGAAGACUUAAAAAGCUACCUGAUUGCUUUAGAAAAUAUGAAGGUUCUGUGCUGGAAAUAGUGUCCUCGUAUACCUAUUUAGGUAUACCCCUGAGUAGGAAUGCCUUUGGCAACAUUUCUGCUAGGGCCGCAUUAGCAAAAGGUAAAAUGGCUACAGGUGUUGCUCUUGGUGGUUUGGCUGGUCUUGGGAUCAACUCCUGGAGAACAUUAGUUAUACUUUAUAAUGUAAUGAUUUCCUCUACACUAUUGUAUGCCAUACCCGCAUGGGAGCUUCUCCACUCAGUGGAGCUUGAAGUGGCACAACUAGAUUUCUUUAAGAGGGCACUUGCUCUGCCAAAAUGUACUCCGGGAUGGGCCCUUAGACUAGAGACCAACCUUCCUCACACUGAACUGAGGAUCAUGAAACUUUGCUGGGAUUGGCUGUUGAAAAUCCUCAAGCAAAGUGACUCUCUUUUACCAAAAGUCUGUGUCAUUAGAUUGCUUGACCUUGAUCGUUCCUCUCAUGGGAAGAACCCUUACAACUGGAUUUCGAGAAUCAGAGACCUGAUUAGUAUGACAAUUCAUGAAGAGCUAAGGCCCGAUCUCAAUUAUGAAGAGCUUGCUAGUAAAACGAUUGAUAUCUUCAACUCGUAUGAGUUAAUACUCAGGGAAAGAGACAUUGAAAGCUGGCUAAGUCUACGUCCUGUCAGAUCACCCCAGCUUUCACUGAUGCUCUGA
Molecule: messenger RNA, 1329 nt
Organism: Diachasma alloeum
Lineage: Eukaryota; Metazoa; Arthropoda; Insecta; Hymenoptera; Braconidae
Exons: 2
Coding region: 1-1329 (442 amino acids)
Source: RefSeq, a predicted model, not a curated record